Molecule: messenger RNA, 1197 nt
Organism: Aspergillus homomorphus CBS 101889
Lineage: Eukaryota; Fungi; Ascomycota; Eurotiomycetes; Eurotiales; Aspergillaceae
Exons: 7
Coding region: 1-1035 (344 amino acids)
Source: RefSeq, a predicted model, not a curated record
AUGGAGGCCGCCAACGCAGCAGCUUCAGCGAGUAACGCGACCGGCAGUCCAGGCCGCCCCUGGCUGCGAACGACAAACUUGGCCCUGGCAACGGUGGGCAUCGCGGUGUCCACGACGGUGCUGGUCAUGCGGAUCUACACCAAGAUCCGGAUUAUGAAGAGGUUCUGGUGGGAUGACGUCUGUCUGAUAUGCGCCUGGUUCAUUUCCAUGGCCACUCAGGGGACUAUCAUCUACGGAUUGGAACACGCGUACAUCGGCGUGCAUAUCUGGUUCUUGACGCCGGAGAAGAUCAAUACGCAUCUCAAGGUCGUCGUCCCCUCCGCCACAAUCUACAUCUCCAGCCUCGCCCUCGCCAAGAUCGCCCUGCUCAUGCUCUACCACCGCCUACUGAGCAUGAUUAGCAUCUGGAAAUACAUCAUCUACGCCGUGGGGAUCUUCAUCGUCGCGUACAGCAUCGCGCUCACCCUCGCGCUGAUCUUUGCGUGCCACCCCGUCGGCAAGAACUGGGACGUCACGGUCACGACGGGGUCGUGCAUCAGCCGGCAGGGGAUCUACAUGGCGACGGCGGUGACGAACACGUUGAGCGACGUGAUUCUGAUUCUGAUUCCGAUCCCGAUCGUGUUCCAGUUGACGUUGCCGUUUGUGCAGAAGGUGGGGAUCUUCUGUAUGUUUGUCGUGGGGUGUUUGACGAUCGUAACGAGUAUCGUGCGGUUAGCCACGCUGUGGCCGUUAGUUACAACGCAAGACCGGACGUAUAAACUCGCGUUGGCGAGUGUGUUUGUAGUGAUUGAAGCCAACUUCAUCAUCAUCUGCGGCUGUCUGCCGUACUUCCGGCAGUUUCUGCGGUUCCACUGCCCGCGGUUGAUCGGCAUCCACGGCAUCAGCGCAGGGAGCCACAGUCACGGGUCGUCGUUGGGGGAGACGCCGCCGUGCAAGAUGAAGAAGCCCGGGCUGAGCCAAUUGCAGGAUGAUAUUGGGAUGGCGUUGAAUGAGCCCGUGAUAGAUCGGAGAGAGAGUUAUUUGUCUGCUGUUUGAUUUGUUCUUUCUUUCUUUCUUUCUUUCUUUCUUUUUUGAUUCGAACGAUUUUCUGGUUGGAGAUGAUACCUCUUGCUUUGGUUUGAGUGACUCUCUGGCUUUAGCUGAUACUCAUUGUUUAUAGUGUGCUUGUCUGUGGAACUCAGUAUACAAAUACAUCGC